AUGGCCUCUCCCACCGAGCCUUCUAGUUCUCGCUCCGUCUUCCUCGGCGUCGAUGUCGGCACCGGCAGCGCUCGCGCUGGCCUGUUUGACGAGGAAGGGAAGCUUCUUGGUUCGUCUAGCAGCCCGAUACAGAUAUGGAAAGAUGGUGCUUUUGUUGAGCAAUCCUCUACAGAUAUAUGGCUUGCAGUAUGUGCUGCAGUAAAAGCAGCCUGCUCUAAAGCAGAAGUUGCACCUACAGAAGUAAAGGCUCUGGGAUUUGCAGCUACUUGUUCACUUGUUGCGGUGGAUUCUGACAGCUCACCUGUUUCGGUUUCUCCGAGUGGUGAUUCAAGAAGAAAUGUGAUAGUAUGGAUGGAUCAUAUUGCUUCAUUAUCGCUUUCGUCGCGUUCUACGGUGUUGUUUUCAUUUGCAAGGCUACAUCUUAGAUUACCAUCAAGAAUAUUACAGCCACAACCGGAGAAUGCAGAUUUUUAA
Molecule: messenger RNA, 474 nt
Organism: Lathyrus sativus (Indian pea)
Lineage: Eukaryota; Viridiplantae; Streptophyta; Magnoliopsida; Fabales; Fabaceae
Source: the annotation of a GenBank genome assembly